Messenger RNA from Octodon degus (degu), 6954 nucleotides. RefSeq names its product shroom family member 3 (gene Shroom3). Gene Ontology annotation, biological process: actin filament organization. Gene Ontology annotation, cellular component: apical junction complex; apical plasma membrane; cortical actin cytoskeleton. Lineage: Eukaryota; Metazoa; Chordata; Mammalia; Rodentia; Octodontidae. Bases 733 to 6366 code for a protein of 1877 amino acids. The record is from RefSeq and is a predicted model, not a curated record. Gene Ontology annotation, molecular function: actin filament binding. The transcript is spliced from 11 exons.
UGGCAAGCUGGUUCUCAGCCCUUCGUCUGAUCCUCUCCUCUCCACCGGGCUGACCACUACUAAAAUCGCCAAAGAAAAGACGUUUUCAGGUCCCUUCUUGUUAUUUCCACUGAGGAUUUUAAAAAACAAUUUCUUACAUCUUGUAAAAACUUGUUAUUUUUCAAGAAGCAAGCGGAGAGCUUAAUUGCCGAAGAAAAGUAAAGAGCUCUGGGUGCCCAGGGCGUCCGGAGCACUUCGGCCACUGUGCUGGCGGCUCAGCGCGCUUUCUCCCCGCGCCCCUGGGGAGCGCGGCGGCUAUUGUCAUGGUAAAUUUUACUGGCGGAGGGAGAAAGGAUUGAUCAUCAAUCAGAAAUGAGUUUGGGCCAUUUUAGGCCAUUUUCUUCCGAGAUUGGGACAGACUUAAUUUUCUCUAAAAUCACAGAGAAAUUGUUGGCUUGUCUAAGUGUGAGAUAAAAACCAUCUCCAGAGUGACGUGGGAGGGGUUUUACAAAGCAGAGAAAUGGACCCCAGUGGGGGCUUCCGCAGGAACCCAGAGUGCUCGGGGACUAUGCAGACUUGGAGACCUCCGCGCGAGAGCCCCCUCCGCUUCAGCGGCCCGGGCCGAAGCUAGAAGGACCCUGCAAGUCAGCCUGCAACCGCGUCCCCGCGCUGUUGCCUGGUCCCCGGAGCAGCGCUAGAACCGAAACGCGGAAGCCCCGCACCUGCACCCGCGCGCGCCAUGGCCCGGGCGAGAUGAGGACUCGAGAGCGCCCAGAGCCCCGCGCGCCCCCCGGGGCCCGUUACCUGUACCUGGAGGCCUUGCUGGAGGGAGGCGCUCCCUGGGGCUUCACUCUGAAAGGUGGCCUGGAGCGCGGAGAGCCAUUAAUCAUCUCCAAGAUUGAAGAAGGGGGCAAAGCUGAUUUGGUGAGCUCCAAACUGCGAGCUGGGGACGAGGUUGUGCACAUCAACGAGGUGGCACUGAGCAGCUCCCGGAGGGAGGCUGUGUCCCUGGUGAAAGGAUCCUACAAGACGCUCAGGCUGGUGGUGCGCAGAGACGUGUGUGCAGACUUGGGCCAUGCAAGUCCUGGUGAUUCCAGUGCAGAGCACCUCACCCCGGGCCCUCAGCACAGGAAAGUGUCGUGGUCAGGAGGGGUGAAACUUCGGCUGAAGCACAGGCGCAGCGAACCCGUGGGCCGCCCUCAUUCAUGGCACACAGCCAGAUUUGAGGAGCAUCCAUCAGAAGGCAGCAUGAUGCGGAUAUCUCAGGGCACAGUGGGUCCCCCCUGGCACCAAAGCUACCAUUCCAGCUCCUCGACAGGUGACUUCACUUAUGACCAUGCUUAUCUGAGGAGUAGUCUGGACCGGUGCAGCUCCCAGGGGAGCAUGGAGAGCCUAGAGCCCAGUGGGGGCUACCCACCUUGUCGUCUUCUGUCCCCUGCCAAGUCCACCAGCAGCAUUGACCAGCUCAGCCACCUCCAUAACAAGAGGGACUCAGCAUAUAGCUCCUUUUCCACCAGUUCUAGCAUCUUGGAAUACCCACCCCCUGGCAUCUCUGUUCGAGAGCGCUCAGGAUCCAUGGACACUAUCAUUGCCCGAGGCAGCCUCCUGGAAGGGAUGAAGCAAGCAGAUAUUCGCUAUGUCAAGACAGUCUAUGAUCCCCAGAGGGGAGUCUCAGCCGAGUAUGAGGUAAAUUCUUCAGCUGUGCUUCUCCAGGGUAGAGAGUCCCAAGUAUCAGCAGAUGGCCAGGGCUAUGACAAGUGGCAGAACAACCCUCAGGGCAAGAAUGCACCGUCCUCAUCCUGGAGCCAGCAGUGUCCCAGUUCUUUGGAGACUGCCACGGACAACCUUUCUCAUAGAAUGGGUGUGCCCCUACCGCCAGCACGGAGUGACAGUUAUGCAGCCUUUCGGCACCGGGAGCGGCCCAGCUCCUGGUCCAGCCUUGAUCAGAAACGGUUCGGCAGGCCUUCAGCACACUCUUCAGGCUCCCUGAAGGCACCCUUUGUUGAAGAACAGCUACACACUGUAUUGGAGAGGAGUCCGGAGAAUAGCCCACCAAUGAAGCCCAAGCAUAACUACACUCAGAAGGCCCAGCCUGGCCAGCCUCUGCUGCCCACUGGUAUCUACCCUGUACCUUCCCUGGAGCCACAUUUUGCCCAGGUGCCCCAGCCUUCUAUAAACAGUAAUGGAACACUUUAUCCUGCACUCGCCAAGGAAAGUGGAUACACAGCCCCACAGGAAGUCUGUAGCAGGAUAGCUGCCUUCGAUGAAAAUGGGAACCAGAAUGGAGUCAGCAGGCCUGGAUUUGCCUUUUACCAGCCCCUAGGACAUGACUCGUCCCCAGUGGAGAGGAAACCAGAAACUAUGGCCAAGUAUGUCCCCUACAAAGUCCAUUUUUCUUCAGUGCCUGAAAAUGAGGAGGAUUUCUCCCAGAACAACAGUCUCACACCUCUCCAAGGCAACAGCCCACAUCCCAGUGAGAGGAAGAAUGCUCCUAGCAACAAACUGUGUUCUAAUCAACACAACCUCAAAUCCUCUCAGGCUCAGGCCUGGCAGGUGGGUGAAGACAAAAGACCUUCCAGGUCUUUGGAACCCUGGGACCGUGAUUUCCAGGAAGACCACAAUGCCAACCUCUGGCAAAAGUUGGAGCGAGAAGGCAACUUUGGCAGGACCAAGUCAGCUUUCUCAUCUCUCCAGAACAUUCCAGAGAGCUUCAGAAGGCAAAGCAGUCUGGAGCUAGGAGGGGAAGCCCAGGUAGGUUCUUCCAGGUGGCCCACCUGUGCAGUCAACACCAAGGUAGAAGGCCCUGAGAAGAAAGAUAAUCACAGGGUCCACUCGGACAGGCCUGUUUCCCACACUCGGCGUGGUGAGAGAACCAGUGCAGCAACCUCUCUGUGCAGCUCAGACCAUAGGCGUGAUGAGCCUCCCAGCCCAGAACACCAGCCGACUUCUGGCCUGGGCAUAAGGAGACUCAGUUCGGGUAGCGCCUCGGGCCUUCAGGCCUUUCCCAGUGAGCAGUCCCGCACAUCAGUGCUGGAGAAGGUUUCCAGGAUUGAGCAGCGAGAGCACGGGGUUCACAGACCCCCAAGCGCAGGAAGCUCUGCUUUCGGCUAUCACUGUAUGCUCAGUGGAAUGGCCCCAACUACUGGUGCACCUGGGAGUGACUUCCUGGAGACCGAGGCCAAGCCAGGUGACCAUUUCUCAGAUCUCCCAGGUAAUGGUGAUGACACUGACAGGGAGCCUGAGUGGGAGGCAGGGGGGCGGCAGCCUCGUGGCCCAUGGCAGAAGGGACCAGCCGAGCCCACAGCCCCGCAGGGGAACGCCCUUCUGCCUCCCAGCCAGAGUGCUCUGCAGCUGCCCGGCACGGGCGCACCUGAGCCGCCCUGCAGUCGAGCCUACAGGGACAGCCUCAAGGACGCUCAGUCCCGCGUGUUGGGCGCCACCUCCUUUCGCCGCCGCGACCUCGGGCCCAGCGCUCCUGCACCCAAGAGGCCGGCGUCCGCGCACGAGGGUCUUCAGAGCAUGGGGGCCUGGGCAUCCCCACACAACCCCCGGGAGCGACGCAGCGCAGGCCCCGCUGAAGGGGAUCCUGCUGAGGGCUUCCUCGCGGAGGGCGUCCCUGCCAGGCCCACACCUGCUGCCCGCCGAGGUCCGCGCCGCCGCCUAGCACCAGAGCAGAAGGCACGUUCCUACUCAGAGCCGGGGCGCAUGCAUGAAGUGGGCAUUGGCGUGGGUGAGGCGGCGUUGCGCCCUGUGCGUGGCCCAUCCGGCCCAGAGCUGAAGCGGCUGCAGCAGAGCGCCCUUGCAGACUACGUAUGGCGCAAGACCCGAGCACGCCUGGGGCCCCCUGCAGAGGAUUCAGUGGGGGCUCCGCGAGAUCGAAGCAGCUCCUUCGCGGGCGGGCGCUUCCAGCAAGUGCACCCCCAGGUUCUCCGGACCCCAGGUGAGCUGCUUGGUGCAGCAGCAGCAUGUGGUAGGCGGAGGAGCACCCCAAAUGGGGACCACACCCUAGGAGGGCCACCCUCCCGUGGAGCUGCAGCUGCAAAGUCUGCAUCAGCCGAGGACCUGCUGGAGCGCUCAGAAGUCCAGGCGGUUCCUGUCCAUGCAAGGUCCAGGUCCUCACCCACCGCAGACAAGAGGUGCCAGGGUGCAUUCUUGGAGGAAGAUGGUGGCUUUGGUUUUGUGAGAGACCCAUGUUACUUGGCUGGCCCUGGACCCAGGUCACUCAGUUGUUCAGAAAGAGACCGAGAAGAAAUGCCAUCGCUCCUCCAGCAUCAGGCCCCUGGUUGGCGCAGCUCGGGCUGCAAAGCACUCUAUGGUUCUUCUGUUCUUAGUGACUGUGGGAGGACCCUGGGCCAUCAAAGGCCACCCAGCAGAGCAUCAGGCCCCAGGCCACCGCUGCCUGGAGUGCAAGGGCACUUCCCAGAGGCCAGGACUGCACUGCUGACCCCGCUUAGCUCCCCUCUGCCUUCGCCUGUUCCCUCUAGCUAUGGUGUACAGCUUACAUCAGAUCAGCCAGCUGGAAGGGACUAUCAGGCAGGGCAACAGCCUCUGCCCCCCUAUGCCCAUGCUGAGACCCAGAGAAGCAAUGGGCACCCUCCUGUCCAGCUACCCAGCCCAAUCGGCUGUGAGUUCAACAAAUCAGAGCAUGAGGGAGGAGUAGGAAUGCGGAAGAGGGUCUCCCUGGCUCAGAAGCCACCACCUCUUCAGGCAAAGGGGGCCCAUGUGGCACAGCAGGACAGCCUUCCUGAGAAAGCCUUAUCACCUGAGUUUGCAAACCCAAAGCACUGUCGCAAGCAUCUGAGCCUUCCCAGUUCCUGUAGCACUCCAGACUCUGACACUCUGGGGAGGGUCUCCCUUCGAAUAUCCAAGUCAGGUCUACCAAGUGCCCCUGUGCCUCAGGAGUACGAGGAUGAAGUGUUCAUGAAGGACUUGCGCCCCAAGGCCACUUCCAGCCCAUUUGAAGCUCUUCCUCCACCACCACCUCCACUGAACCAGGAAGUCCCAGUAGAUAGCCCGGAUGAUUUUCCUCUACCUCCUCCCCAAGCUGAAUGUGAGGUGCCGCUGGUCACUGAUGCUUCCGAGGGCCCGGGCCACAGCAGCUCUGGCCAGUUUUCCAGGGUGAACACUGCGAGGGAAAGUCCCGCACAUGCUGCAGCACAUUGGACAGGCAGUCAGCCGCUGCCUCCCAGACCCCAAACUUCUGUCAGAUGUCUGGAGGUCAAUAAGCCUAUCUCACCCUUCUUCAGGAGUAUUCCACCCCAACUGGCAGGGUCUUCUGGUGAGCAGCCAAGCCUGGGGCAACCCUCUCCAGGUCAGCCCCACAGCCUCAUCCGUGAGCCACCUGUGGGAACUCAGAAAAUCGGCUCUGAUCCUCAGAAGACCUCAGAAGAUAUCAGAACAGAGGCUCUGGCCAAGGAAAUUGUGCACCAAGACAGGUCGCUGGCAGACAUUUUAGAUCCAGACUCCAGACUGAAGACAACUAUGGACCUGAUGGAAGGUUUGUUUCCCCAAGAUACUAACUUGCAGAAGGAAGACAGCACCAAGAGGAAGGCCACGCAGAAGACUGUCAGCCAUUCGGCAUGUGACAGCAAGUGGAAUGAAGACAAGGAAGUGCUGGGCAUGUUGGUCAACUGUCCUGCCUACUAUAGUGUGUCUGCUGCCAAGGCUGAGCUCCUGAACAAAAUCAAGGAAAUGCCAGAAGAGGUGAAUGAGGAAGAGGAGCAGGUGGAUGUCAAUGAGAAAAAGGCUGAGCUCAUAGAAAGCCUCACUCACAAGCUUGAGACCCUCCAGGAGGCGAAAGGGAGUCUGCUCAUGGACAUCAAGCUUAACAAUGCCCUGGGAGAGGAGGUGGAGGCUCUGAUCAGUGAGCUGUGCAAGCCCAACGAGUUUGACAAGUACAAGAUGUUCAUAGGUGACCUGGACAAGGUGGUGAACCUGCUGUUGUCCCUCUCAGGGCGCCUGGCCCGCGUGGAGAAUGUCCUUAGUGGCCUUGGUGAAGAUGCUAGUGAUGAAGAAAGGAGCUCCCUGAACGAGAAGAGGAAGGUCCUGGCUGGACAGCACGAGGAUGCCCGUGAGCUGAAGGAGAACCUGGAUCGGAGGGAGCGGGUAGUGCUCGACAUCCUGGCCAAUUACCUCUCAGAAGAGCAACUCCAGGAUUACCAGCAUUUUGUGAAAAUGAAAUCAACGCUCCUCAUCGAGCAGCGAAAGCUGGAUGACAAGAUCAAGCUGGGCCAGGAGCAGGUGAAGUGCCUGCUGGAGAGCCUUCCUGCUGACUUCACUCCCAAGGUCGGGACUCUCGCUGUGUCCCCCGAUGUCCCGAACCAGACAACACCUCUUGGCAGAUGUACUUUCCAUGGUGUGUUUUCAACACUAACCUCUCCACUUUAACCUCUUCUAAAAAUAACCAAAAGAACACCACUUCUCUUGACACUAUUUAAUCUGAAAAAAUACUUCACUACAAACCACCAUUCAAACCAUAUAGGUUAUGGGGUUUUCCUGGAUAAAAGGAAAAUUAGUACUAGGCAGGACUAAGCCUGCUCUUCCCUCUUGCCCUUCAUGAUUGACCUGAGAGCUUGAAUGCUGCUGGAAACCUACCCUUUCUGUUCUCUGUGGUAGAGAGUUCAUGGCACCGUGAGAACGGAGUCGAGUUUAGAUCUUAGCAGGCGGGAGUGAUGUGGGGCAGUGUGUGUCACCCUCAGGAAUGUAUCCACAGCGGCCUUCCUUGCUGCUGGGCAGUGUGUCCUGACAGUAAGAUACAAGUACCAUUAAUGAAGGGUCUGUAACCUAAAGCCUUAAAAAGACAACACACUGAGAAGAGAAUUGUAAAAUCUUGAACAUUGUUGUUAUUUAUAUUUUUAAAAAUGAAAAAGAUCAUUGUGUGCUAACCUCUUUCUUGAUUCUGUUUUAUGGUGGAUGUAGACUAUGAUGUUUAAGCUUUGUGUUUUGUGAGAACCUUAAUGAAGAAUUCCAAAGAUA